ACGCCUAAUGAUAACGGUCGCAUUCACGCAGAGCCGCAGUAGAAUAGUAGAUCCACUGACCGUUGGAAUUCGACCGACUUCAACCUAAUAAAUAAAUCAUAAAUAUCCUAUCGUAAAAUUCCUGUAUCUCUCACUCAACGCGAAACACCUUUAUCAGACCUUUCUAGGCUUUUCCGUAGACCUUACCUACCCCUCCCAACAAAAACAAAGUAGUGUGUAGGCUUACUCCCCGAGUAAGCGAAAAUCAAGUCCGCAGGAACCCAGUCGAUGUCGAUGGAAGAGAAGAGGAUAUAAAGUAAGAAGAAGAUUCGAAACCAGAGGAGCUGGACAGCGGGACCUCCUCGGAAUCCACAACGUACGUCAACAUGGCGGCCAGUCCGGGCAGGAAGAGGAAGGCCAAUAACGUAUCUCUCUGGAUGAGGGUCAACCAGGCCCUGAAUUUCCUCUUGGCACUGCUCCUGGGCAUCACGGCCUAUCUACAGGUUAGGCGCGCCGAUGCUGUUAUAUGGGUGGUCGUGUUCCUCGUCCCCGCUGUCAUUACUUUCCUGACGUCGAUCAAGAUUCAUCUGAGUGCCCUCCCCGAAGUGAAAGUGGUCUCGUCGGUGCAUAUAGCCUGUUGUCUGUGUCUGCUGGUCUACCUCGGGAUUAGGCUCAUCCACGGAAUGGCCAACCAGUUCUCAACGAUCAUCAUGUUCGACGGGAAUGACGUCAUCCAGAAUUCUUAUAAUCCCCUGGACUACCAGGAAGGAUGGGAGAUCAUUGCCCUCAUCUUGGUCGUCGCCUGGAUGAAGUAUCUCGCCUCGACUUCCAGAGAGCACAUGAGGGAAUCGGGAAUGAAGCCUGUUGAGAUAUCCCCACUGUGGAUGUUGAAAGCCAUGGGAGUCGUGGUGGUGGUGCCCCUAGGGCUGGCUUCCUUCUGCUACAUCGAGGGCGUCAACAGCACCGCCAAAGCGCUCUACGGCAGCCUCCGCAGUGCCUCGGAUCCUCUCCCUCCAGUGUACAACCCCGUGGCUCAGCCGCAGAGUGGAAUGGAGCACUAAGUUCUUUUGUUUUCUCCCUCUGAGGACCUUCACUCGGGAGAAGUUUCCGAAAGUAUCAAAAGUUUAGUCUUCAGAAAACAGCAGCUCUCGAAAUGGAUAAUACAGAGGCCGUCGGGAUGGGAAACAAACAUCGAAAUAAGCAAGACUGAAAAGGAAGAGGAGCAUCAUCACUAUUAUCAUCAUUCUGAAGAUGAACCCUACUCAUAUGGAAGAAGCCCUUCUA
This is a messenger RNA of Macrobrachium nipponense, 1263 nucleotides long. RefSeq names its product transmembrane protein 220-like. The coding region runs from base 366 to 1040 and encodes 224 amino acids. The record is from RefSeq and is a predicted model, not a curated record. NCBI's taxonomy places the organism in Eukaryota, Metazoa, Arthropoda, Malacostraca, Decapoda, Palaemonidae. The transcript is spliced from 7 exons.